Anthostomella pinea is the source of this 468-nucleotide messenger RNA. The record is from the annotation of a GenBank genome assembly. Lineage: Eukaryota; Fungi; Ascomycota; Sordariomycetes; Xylariales; Xylariaceae.
AUGCCUCGUCAACGAUCUGCCGGCCGCCCCGCCGCCCGUCCUUCCGUCCCUUCGCGGGCACCCGCUCCGGCUCCCAACCAGCAGCAGAGCCGACCCGCGACGACCUACGCGCCCGCACAAGGUGCCCAGGCACAGCACCCUCCUGCGGCGGCUGCCCAGGGCUCGCAGGGACCCGGUCUCUUCGGCCAGAUGGCCAGCACCGCAGCCGGUGUAGCAGUAGGCUCCUCAAUCGGUCACGCCAUCGGCGGCUUCUUCGGCGGCGGCAGCAGCGAGGCCGCGCCCCAGCAGCAGCAGCAGACCAACGCGACGGCACAGGACAGCAACGCCAACCAGUACAGCAACAACAACUGCUUCGGCGCCACCGAGAACUUCACCAAGUGCAUGGACGACCACCAGGGCAACAUGAGCAUCUGCGGCUGGUACCUUGAGCAGCUGAAGGCCUGCCAGGCGGCGGCUAAGCAGUACUAG